UCAGAACGAUAAAACCCAUUACGCGCUGAGUAUUGACCUAAUCCACGUGACCCGUCCCUCAAGCCUACACGUGUCCCCACCUAAAACCCCAGCAAAAUCCACCGUUCGGACCACUCGCGGCCUUCGCCCAGUCGCAGCGACCCCCAAGAAUGCGCCAUCAUCGUCAAUGGUGAUCUUCAGAUCCUUACGAGCUCUGACGUCGAAACAGCGAAACAUAACCGCCGUCGCCGGAACCCUAACGUACCACCGAAGCUUCCUCACCGCAUCAACCUCCCCUUUCCCUUCCCCUAACGCUCUCCUUGCCUUCUCCCCUCACUCGCCGUCUGCUCCGCCUCACUUCUUCCUCUCCCCGCUCUCCAAAUGGAUCGCGGCUCCGCUUCUUCUUCGAGGCCCUCUCUUCCUCGCCUCGCCGCCGUGGAAGCUGCUGCAGUCCUCGACACCAUUCCACCUGCGCGGGAACGGUCCUGCCCUCGCGCUGCUGAGGAGAAGAAGGGCGGAGGCUCUGGAGAGGUUGAAUUCGCGGCUCGAUUCGUUUAAGAUCAGGAUCAGCUCCUCAUCCUCCGCCGUGACCACGGCUGCGGCGCCUUAUGGCGUCGUCGUGGAGGAGGAAUCGGGAAGGAAUCGCGCGGCGGCGGAGGAGUGGUUUUGGGACAGCUUCGUGAAUUGGCCUAAUUUUAUCUCGAUCAGUCGCUUGGUAUCGGGCCCUUUUCUUGGAUGGAUGAUUGCCAACGAGAUGUAUUCUGCUGCUUUUGUUGGUUUGGCAAUCUCUGGAGCUAGUGACUGGCUCGAUGGUUAUGUUGCGAGGAAGAUGAACAUAGACUCGGUGGUGGGUUCAUAUCUUGAUCCUCUUGCUGACAAGGUUCUCAUUGGUUCAGUAGCCGUAGCAAUGGUCCAUAUGGAUCUCUUACAUCCUGGACUUGUUGGACUGGUUUUGCUUCGAGAUGGUGGUCUGGUUGCUGCAACUCUAUAUCAUAGAGCUAGUAGCUUGGGAUGGAAGUGGGAUAGUUGGUAUGAUUUCGUCAACCUGAAUGGAUCUGGUGCUGAGAAGGUUGAGCCUCUAUAUAUAAGCAAGGUGAAUACAGUUUUCCAACUGCUAUUGGUCGCUGCAGCUCUUCUUCAGCCGGAUUUUGGAACAGUGGAAACCCAAGUAUACGUAACGUACUUGAGUUGGCUGGUGGCCUCAACAACAGUCGGCUCCACUGUAGCAUACGGAGCUAAGUACCUGAACAACAGAUCUGCAUUACUUGCCAGGAAAUCAUAGUUUGAUAGUUGACCUGAACAUUGCCAAAGACGAGCUUACUAUGUAGGUGCCAGUCGGCCAAUGGUCGCAGAAUUUGGAUGACAAGGCGACAAAGAUGAACAAACCAUAUAGCGCCUGGACAUGUUUGGCAAAAAUUGCAGUGCAAUGCAGUGCAGGGAGUGUGGUGUAUUUGUGACAACUUCAUAGCUCAUACUACAGGGAUUGCAAAUGCAGAUACCGAAUGGGAUUAUCAUUGCAAAGUGACGUUGAUGCCAAAAGAGUGAGGAGAUGAGCAUCUGGCCAAGAAUUGAGGAACGAAUGCAGAAAUAGAUUACAGUAGUUUAUGGCAAACCAUAUCACAAUGCAUUGAGCUCACUAGCGAAGCCUCACGAUCAGGAAGGAACUUCUAGGGCUACUUCCACCAUCUUGCUAACCAUUUCCAGAAAGAAGCACAAACAAGUGGGAGCGAUUAAUCGACCGAGGCAGUACCAAUGUUCAUCGUUCAUAUCGCCUAAUCCACACUUACAAUGGAGAAGUCGAAAACCAUUAAGGCACUCUAGAUCACAAUGAGCAGCGAACUAAUUGCAUUAUUUUGUUUUGACCUAAACUGUCAAGAGCUACCAUUGUCGUAUAAAAAUUCUCAGCCAUUCUGACCUCUCAUGUUCAAUGUCAACGGAAAACCAGAGAAAUGUUUACCUUACUGCGGGAAGCCAGCUAAAACUUCAUCCCAUAAAUGGGCAUUCUUGGAGAACUUCUCCUUCAUUUGCCCUACAAUCUCCUUUGCCUCUUCAACUCUACCUUCACCCGCAAGCCCGUUCACCAACAGCUUCAUCGUCGAGAAAUUCGGCACCCAGUUCUUCUCCAUACUCUCCUUAGAGAACCUCAAAGCAGCAUCAAAAUCCUUCCCCACACACAAGUAGUAGAUCAAAGUGAAGUAGCACUCAGAACAAGGCGGGUGUCCCCUGCCCACCAUGCUCUUAAACAGCUUCUUGGCUUCCUCCAAAUCCCCUGCGCUACAAAACCCAUGAAUCAACUCAGCAAAAGUAGUGGAAUUAGGCUUGGGGCCCUCUUUUAACAUCUUCUCGAGCAAAGCCAUUGCUUCCCGAGCUCUCUUCAGCUUGCACAAGCUCUGAAUCCUAACAUUGUAAGUAGCAGUUCCAGGGGAGAUCGAAUACUCUGUCUUCAUCAGUUCCAAAACUUUAGCCACCUCUUCGAACUUCUCCUCUUUGUAGAAGCCAGCCAGCAGAUUGGAGAAAGUAGUGGCGUUGGGAGAAAUUCUGUUAUUCUUCAUCUCUUGCAGGAUCGAGUAAACCGAGCUCGAACUCCCGGACUCGGUAAACGACUUGAUUACAGUGUUGUAAGUGUCGAGAUUCGGACUGAUUGAGUAGAUUUUAGGGAAAUCGACGAAGAUCCGCUUCAACUCGACGUAGUUCUUCGCAAUGGUGCAGGCGAAGAGCAAGGCGUUCAGCGUCUUCACGGAGCCGGCGGCAGAGCCGGCGUCAUCGUGGUGCUUCUUGAAAGUGGCAAUCGCAUCGUCGACCAUAUUGGCCUGGCCGAAGAGAACGAUUGCCUGAGCGGCGAACUUCUCGGUGCGGAGGUCGGGGCGGUCGCGGCGGAGCUCGUCGAGGAGCUGCUUGAUGUAGGAGAACUGGUUGGAAUCGGAGAGCUUGGUGACGGCGAUGGAGAAGGCGAUGCGGUCGAGGUGGAAAUCGGGAGUCAGGGCGGCCGCGCGGCAGAUCUCGAGGAUUCUCUCCGGGUUUUGCUCGGAUUUGAGGAGGGAGAGAGCGGCGCGGGUUUUGUCUUUCGCGGAGAGUGGAGCCUUGGAGUCUGCUGAUAGAAUCGUGGAGAAAUUGCGGUGCGCGGCGGUGAGGGACGGGAGACGGAGGCGGGAGAAGAACGCCAUUGUUGAUUGAUUUGAGAGAUCAGUAGAGUGGGAGGGAGAGAGCUCUGUGAAGGAACUGGAAAUGGUUAGGGUUUCUUCGAGCUAUUUCUGGCUCGCCAGGGGUUUUAGGGAAAUUGUUAUGCUGUGG
Messenger RNA from Linum tenue, 3270 nucleotides. NCBI's taxonomy places the organism in Eukaryota, Viridiplantae, Streptophyta, Magnoliopsida, Malpighiales, Linaceae. The record is from the annotation of a GenBank genome assembly.